Messenger RNA from Ziziphus jujuba (common jujube), 741 nucleotides. RefSeq names its product major strawberry allergen Fra a 1.05-like. The coding region runs from base 105 to 587 and encodes 160 amino acids. The record is from RefSeq and is a predicted model, not a curated record. Gene Ontology annotation, biological process: abscisic acid-activated signaling pathway; defense response. NCBI's taxonomy places the organism in Eukaryota, Viridiplantae, Streptophyta, Magnoliopsida, Rosales, Rhamnaceae. The transcript is spliced from 2 exons. Gene Ontology annotation, cellular component: cytoplasm; nucleus. Gene Ontology annotation, molecular function: abscisic acid binding; signaling receptor activity; protein phosphatase inhibitor activity.
ACCUUGCAUUUCCCUUCGUCUCAAAAACAACAUAAAGUUUUAGCAAUACACUUCUAGUGCUUCAUUCUUUCUUUGAUCUCAUUUUUUAAAACCUUUUAGCUACCAUGGCUGUUCUAUCUUAUGAAUCAGAGUUCACUUCCACUAUCCCUCCAGCUAGGCUUUUCAAGGCCUUUGUCCUUGAUGCAGACAACCUCUUUCCAAAGCUCGCUCCCAACGCAGUUAAGUCUGUUGAAAUCAUUGAAGGAGAUGGAGGAUCUGGAACCAUUAAGAAGAUUACCUUUGGUGAAGGCAGCCACUUCAACUAUUCAAAGCAAAAGAUUGAAGUAGUCGACAAAGACAACUUUGUCUACGCCUACAGUUUGAUCGAAGGAGAUGCCUUGACAGACAAACUUGAGAAAAUCUCUUAUGAGAACAAGUUUGUUGCAGCUGAUGGAGGAUCCAUCAUCAAGAGUGUCAGCAAAUACCACACCAAGACCGAUGACCAUGAUAUCACUGAAGACAAGAUCAAAGCAGGGAAAGAAAAGGCUGCUCAUCUCUUCAAGGUUGUUGAGAAGUACCUCCAAGAGAAUCCUGAUGUCCACAACUAAACCAGUUUUAUUGUUCACUGUAGUGUGGUUUCGUAUUGUUUAUUCCCAUCGAUAUCUGUUUCUUGGGCUUGUUUUUGUUUUUCAGAAUGUUGAAGUGUGAACAAUUUUAUUUCUUUUUUAACGAUCAAAUACAGUACUGGCAAAUAGUGAAUUA